GUGUGAAUCAGCCUGGGCCACCGGCUGCUGUGGGGUGUGUGUUUUGCCCUCAUUCUGAUUUUAGGUUUUGUAACGGAGUACGGGGCUUGUAUUGCGAGACAAUGAAACAAAACUCCAAUGUGCCGGCAUUUCUCAGCAAGCUGUGGACGUUGGUGGAGGACGCGGACACCAACGAGUUUAUAACUUGGAGCCAGAAUGGACAGAGUUUCUUGGUUCUAGAUGAGCAAAGGUUUGCCAAAGAAAUCCUCCCAAAGUACUUCAAGCACAACAACAUGGCUAGUUUCGUAAGACAACUGAAUAUGUAUGGCUUCCGGAAAGUGGUCCAUGUUGACUCUGGUAUUGUGAAGCAGGAGCGCGAUGGACCAGUUGAAUUUCAACAUCCAUACUUUGUCCAAGGGCAGGAUGAACUAUUGGAAAAUAUUAAGAGAAAGGUGUCCUCAACAAGACCUGAAGAAACCAAAGUGCGACAGGAAGACGUAGAUAAAAUCUUAAACAAUGCUGCCAAAGUGCAAAUCAAGCAGGAUGCUCUUGAUUCCAGGCUGUUUACAUUAAAAAGGGAAAAUGAAGCAUUGUGGAGGGAAAUAUCAGAUCUUCGUGCCAAACAUUCCCAACAGCAACAAGUCAUUCGUAAGAUUGUUCAAUUUAUUGUGACCUUGGUACAGAAUAACAGAUUAGUCAGCCUAAAGCGGAAACAGCCACUGCUUCUCAACACAAACAGUUCUUCAAAGUCCUCCCUUUUGCAGCCAAUUGUAAAGGAAGCAGAUAAAGACAACCAUCACGUUCCCAUUAUGGCAGAAGGAUUAAAAAAGAGGGGAGACAUUUCUGAAGACAUUAUAAUAUAUGACAUCACAGACAAUAUGGAGGAUGAUGACCAACAGGAAACAAGCAGUCAACCCACUCCUGAAAUUUCUGAUGAAAGUACCUCUGAUACUUUAACGGACAGGCUUUCACCUGAAAUUGUAAUUGUAGAAGAUGACAGUGAGGAAGAUGAUAUCCCAGUUGUACAAGAAAAAAAAAAGACAGAUGAAAUUGGUCCAUUGAGCCCACUUGAUGAGGGGUUUUCAAAUCCUCUCAUGUCCAGUGCUUUGCAGUUAAAUAGCCAAUCUUUUUUAAACUCAGAAGACCCUGUUGCUAUGAUGGAUUCUAUUCUCAAAGAAAGUGGCGUCAUUUCCCAGAACAUAAACCUACUUGGCAAAGUGGAAUUGUUGGAUUAUUUGGACAGUAUUGACUGCACCCUAGACGAUUUCAGAGCUCUACUUUCUGGGAGACAGUUUGGCCUAGAGCGAGAUUUGCUGUUAGAUCUGGAAUCAAAAGGUUUGGAGUCUCUGAAAAGCACUGGCUUUAAAGAAUCUGAAGGUUGCAAAGGGGAUAACUACAAAUCUGACCAUCAACUUGUGCAAUAUUCCACAUUUCCUCUUCUGGCUCUUCUUGACGGAGAUUCUGGAGAAUUAACAGCAGAAGCACAAACAGACCAGCCUCUUGAAGUAGACACAUUUCUAGACUCUAGCUUGGACUCAGAACCUACACAAAGCAAAUUAGUGCGAUUGGAGCCAUUGACUGAAGCAGAGGCCAGCGAAGCCACACUGUUCUAUUUAUGUGAACUGGCCCCAACUCCUCUGGACAGUGAUAUGCCACUUCUGGACUAAGCAAUGGGACAAUGUGUAAUUGUAUAUAUUCAUCAAAAUGAUGAACUAUUUAUUUAAAGUAUCAUUUUGGUACUCUGUGUUAGUAUAUGCUUUAUUUUGUUUCUUGCAAUUUUAAAAGACUAGCUAUUCAAAAUGUUUUUCCUUAUGCAACAAAAAUGUGGGACAAAAACCCCACAAUGUUAGUAAUGAGGAAUUAGGUUUGUGUUUUAAUUGUUUAAUACUGCAAGUUCAUUUUGAUUUUGCAAAAUUUUUAGUAAUAGACCAUCUGAGCCACAUUAAAGUUUUGCUUUUUAUAUGUAA
Molecule: messenger RNA, 1946 nt
Organism: Bombina bombina (fire-bellied toad)
Lineage: Eukaryota; Metazoa; Chordata; Amphibia; Anura; Bombinatoridae
Gene: HSF2
Product: heat shock transcription factor 2
Exons: 12
Coding region: 102-1646 (514 amino acids)
Biological process (GO): regulation of DNA-templated transcription
Molecular function (GO): sequence-specific DNA binding; DNA-binding transcription factor activity
Source: RefSeq, a predicted model, not a curated record